ACACUUAUCAAGUUGUUAUUGGAUGAAAGCUCCUGCUUUUUAAAAAAAAAAAAAAUAACCAAGCUUUAUUCAUACCAAGUUCAUAUGCUAUGCAAACAACAAACAAUCUCGAUUCACAAAUGGAGCAAAGCAAAGGCAGGAGACUGAUCCUUUGCCCACUGCCAUUCCAGGGGCAUAUAAACCCUAUGCUGGAACUGGCCAACAUUCUCCAUUCCAAAGGCUUCUCCAUAGCCAUCAUCCACACCAACUUCAACUCCCUCAAUCCUUCAACCCGAAACCCACACUUCACCUACCAUUCAAUCCCUGUUGACUUGACAGAAACCGAGGCCUCCAUCAAGGAUCUCACCGUCGUUCUUUCUAUUCUAAAUGCUAAAUGUGUUGAGCCUUUCAGAGAAUGUUUGGCCGAGUUGUUAUCCGAUGGCAUGAAUUCGGAGAACCCCAUUGCAUGCUUGAUCUCCGACCCUCUCUUCAACUUCACUCGAUCGGUUGCGGAGAGCUUUAAGCUGCCGACGAUCAUAUUAAGGACCGGGUGUGCCGCUUCCUUCGCUGUCUACAUAGCAUUUCCACUUCUCAAGAAAAAAGGAUUACUUACGAAUACAGGUUCUCGACUAGAAGAGCCAGUGAUCGAGCUAUCACCUAUCAAAGCUAGAGACCUACCCACGAUGCCCAAUUGUGACGCUGAGGAUUUAUAUCAACUGAUAACCAACAUGGUAAAUGAAUCCAAGGCUUCUUACGGACUCAUUUUCAAUACUUUUGAAGAUCUUGAAGGACAUGCACUUGCCACAAUUCGCCAAGAAUAUCACCCCAAUAUUCCAGUUUUCUCACUAGGUCCAUUUCACAAGUGUGGCCCCACAACCUCUUCUUCUUCAAGUAGUUUAUUAGCACAAGACCAAAGUUGCAUUUCAUGGCUAAACGCUCAAGCGCCAAAAUCGGUUGUUUAUGUUAGCUUUGGGAGCAUGGCCAAGAUUGAUCAAGCUCAAUUUUUGGAGAUUGCUUGGGGGUUGGCCAACAAUGGCCAGCCUUUUUUGUGGGUGGUUCGACCUGGAUUAGUUCAAGGGUCGGACUGGCUUGAAACGUUGCCUGACGGGUUGUUAAAAGCUUUGAACAAGAGGGUUCAUGUAGUGAAAUGGGCUCCACAAAAGGAAGUGUUGGCUCACCCAGCAGUUGGAGCCUUUUGGACUCACUGUGGUUGGAAUUCUACAUUGGAGGGUAUUUGUGAAGGGGUCCCUAUGAUUUGUACACCAUGCUUUGGUGAUCAAAUGGUGAAUGCAAGAUAUGUGAGCGAUGUUUGGAAGGUAGGGAUGCAGUUGGAGCAUGGGAUUGAGAGAGGUGAGGUUGAAAGAACAAUUAGAAGACUAAUGGUGGAGGAAGAAGGGGAAGAGAUCAAAGACAGAGCCUUAAAGUUGAUGGAGGCGGCAAAUCUUUGCCAUAAAGAAGGUGGCUCUUCAUACCAAUUCUUGGAUGGCUUGGUUCAAUAUGUUUUGUCGUUAUAAAUCGUUUGUUUCUAAAACUCAGCAUUAUUCAAUAAAAUAAAAAUGUUUUGUUGGCUUGCAGCCUUGCACCAUGUGUAUUAAUAUUGUUGAUAUUUCGAUAAUUUUAAAAUUGCUAAUAUGCAGACAUCAUGCCUA
Molecule: messenger RNA, 1628 nt
Organism: Pyrus x bretschneideri (Chinese white pear)
Lineage: Eukaryota; Viridiplantae; Streptophyta; Magnoliopsida; Rosales; Rosaceae
Product: UDP-glycosyltransferase 76B1-like
Exons: 2
Coding region: 90-1493 (467 amino acids)
Molecular function (GO): UDP-glycosyltransferase activity
Source: RefSeq, a predicted model, not a curated record